Molecule: messenger RNA, 450 nt
Organism: Centruroides sculpturatus (bark scorpion)
Lineage: Eukaryota; Metazoa; Arthropoda; Arachnida; Scorpiones; Buthidae
Exons: 5
Coding region: 1-450 (149 amino acids)
Source: RefSeq, a predicted model, not a curated record
AUGGCAGAAUACGGGUGGCAUGUUGGAAGAUUGCAUGAUUCUGAUACUGACAUAUAUGAAGCUGCAAAGAGACCAAGAACUGAUGAUAUCACCUAUGCUAAAAGACAGGAAGAUCCAUUAAAAAGCCCUUUAGUUAACAUUUUCUCCUGGAUGGUUGAUUUUCCUUCUCGUAACUAUUUUGUCAAAAAGUUUCUUGGGACAUUUAGAUCAGCAAAACCUAUUGAUAAUUUACAAAACAAUACAGCAAGAGAAAAUUUAAAUAUGGCUACUAAACGGAUCGAAUGUCAUCACACAAAAGAUAACCCUGGAUUUUCGGAAAAACAAUUAACUAGAGCACCUCUUCAUAGUGGAAGGAAUGAGUAUCGAUCAUUAUUAUCUGUUGGAACAUCAAAACAUUCUUUUAAUAAACCUCAUUUCAAUGGUUGCAAAGAAUCAUUUCAAAGUAAGUAA